UUAAAAACCCCGGUAUUCUCUCGUUGCUUAAAUCCCAAUAAUCCAACCUUCUUCUUACUAUAAUUAUUUAUUAUACUAAAAACAAUAUCUUUAAUUAUAUCAUAUUAAUCGUGAAGCCCUAAGCUUGCAAAAUCCUACAUUACGCGCUUUUUACCUGCCCUCUCUCUUUCUCUCUCUCUCUCUGGUCUCGCCUGUUUUUUCGCUUAAAUAUCCAAACAAAUCCUAAAACACAUCGCGUAAAUACAAGAAAAGAAAAUUUCACAGUUUGAAGAGGAGAAAACGAAAUUAGGGAUUGCAAAUGAGUGAUCACGUGGUGUUGGACGUUGACCAACUCAUAAGGCCAGCGUCGACGGCGCCUGCUGAGGAGUCUGAUAAGGCGAUCGUCAAAGAGGCCGAUGUCGGCCCUUCCUGCUCGAGGGCAAAUGAUGGAAUCGAUGAUGGUAUUUCGGGGGAGGAGGAGCCGUUGAUUCAGGGGGCCGAGUGUCGCAUUUGCCAGGAGGAGGAUUCUGUUAGCAAUUUAGAGAAUCCUUGUGCCUGCAGUGGCAGCCUCAAGUAUGCUCAUAGGAAGUGCGUCCAGCAUUGGUGCAAUGAGAAAGGUGAUAUCACUUGUGAAAUAUGCCAUCAGCCUUACCAACCAGGUUACACUGCUCCUCCUCGUCCACCUCAUUCUGAAGAUACUGGUAUUGAUAUUGGUGGAGGCUGGACAAUCUCUGGCACUCAACUGGAUUUGCGUGAUCCUCGCCUAUUGGCAAUUGCAGAGGCUGAGCGUCAUUUUCUAGAAGCUGAGUAUGAUGACUAUGCUGCUUCAAAUGCUAGCGGAGCCGCUUUUUGCCGCUCAGUUGCUCUUAUUUUGAUGGCCCUCCUGCUCUUGCGUCAUGCAUUGACUGCUACAGAUUCUGAUGGAGAAGAUGAUGUAUCUGCAUUUUUUUCUCUUUUCUUGCUUCGAGCAGCUGGUUUUCUUUUGCCCUGUUACAUCAUGGCUUGGGCCAUCAGCAUCUUGCAGCGUCGUAGGCAAAGACAGGAGGCAGCAGCAUUAGCAGCAACACAAGUAGCUUUUGUGCUACAAUCAGGGCAACAGAGGGGUCUGCAGUUUACCAUAGCACCGGGACCUACUGUAACACCUCACCAGGAACCUGUUUAAUAUACCACUAAAUAAAUGAUCUGUAAAAGUAAUGGAAGGAUGAAAGAGACUGCCGUGAAUAAUUUUAUCCUGAAAAAUGUCCAACGGCCUGUUUAUAAGGCCAAAAUGCUGUCAAUCGGUACCCUAUCCUGUUUAAAAUGUGUAAAUACAUUACAUCGUGGCGAACACAGAAAGAAGAAUUAUAAAAUCUGCUGGCAAACAUGAGCGUCUGUCUCCUCCAGUAUUUUGUACUUUGUUUAAACUUAUUAUGUUUCAAGGCUAAUUUUCAAUCUUUUCCUUCUAA
Populus trichocarpa (black cottonwood) is the source of this 1424-nucleotide messenger RNA. RefSeq lists its product as uncharacterized. Gene Ontology annotation, biological process: protein ubiquitination. Gene Ontology annotation, cellular component: membrane. The transcript has 8 exons. Gene Ontology annotation, molecular function: ubiquitin-protein transferase activity; zinc ion binding. The coding region runs from base 299 to 1141 and encodes 280 amino acids. Lineage: Eukaryota; Viridiplantae; Streptophyta; Magnoliopsida; Malpighiales; Salicaceae. The record is from RefSeq and is a predicted model, not a curated record.